Messenger RNA from Lymnaea stagnalis (great pond snail), 5315 nucleotides. The record is from the annotation of a GenBank genome assembly. NCBI's taxonomy places the organism in Eukaryota, Metazoa, Mollusca, Gastropoda, Lymnaeidae.
ACUGCUUAUGAGGUAGAAGCCCCGAGUAAAGUGGAACUCGAGCUUGUCUGGGAUACUCUGUCGCUGUACAUGACUCUGACUCGGGCAUUGAGUUCAUUUCACACUUGCAAUAAAGCGAAGGCUCUUUAAACAUGUAAGUAGAAAGCUGGGUUAUUUAAAAAAUAAAUUUUCCAUUGCAUUCUCUCUUAAACUGUUUGAGCCAUUAUGAUAUAAAUUAGUCGAAUUUGUUGUUUUUUUUCGUCUAAAAAUCGGAAUAUAUCAUCCCAUUAAGAAAAAAAAUGUGUUUCAUUUGUGCUAGUGUAAAGACAUCUCGACAUUAUCGGAUAGGAUAGAAACAAGUGAUGCUUUACAGAUAAGUUGUUAUUAUUGGCAAUAUUUGAAUCUGAUCUUUAACACACAAACACAAUAGAAACUGGUACUCUUAUGUCAUAUUGACAUUAAGUUGAGUCUCCAGGCUGGCACUGUCAUUAGAAUUGUUUACAAGUGCUCCAUUAAGUUGCUUCUUCUCACACAAAAAAAGGUAGUGUCAGGACUGAAGUCGCUUCACGUGCAAAUUCAUUCAAGUGAGUAAUUCAUCAGACGGGGGUGGUGGGGGGGAGGGGGGGCAGCAUAGUAGUCUAGCAGUUGUUCUUCUUGUAUCGGACUUUCAACAUAGAUUUGGAUUAUGGAUCGAUACCGCCGAUUAGAAGUUCAGAUGGAAGCUAAAAAAAAACAUAAUCAAACGGGUUUUGGUAAAGAUUACUUUUAUUUUCGCCCUCAAUGGUAACGGGAUUGCUGUGACGUUUUCCUGAAAAUGUUGCCUUAAAUAAUACAGAAUGCCAUUCUUCCACAAACACUCAUGGGAAUGGGCCUGUUGCUGCUUCUGUGAAUAUUUCACAUCAUUGAAAUUUAGUGACCUAACUACUUAUAGACACAUUUUGAUUGACUUAAAAUUCAAAAUUAUACUUUUUUUUUCACAUUUUGUUUGGUUCAAAUUCCCAAUUUAUACUAAAUUUAAAAAGUUCCCUUUGGAAAUGCUCUUGUGUCUAUUUGGGCAUAAAUACUAUCUACACAACGAUGUUGAUUUAUGAAAAAUAUUUUGAAAGUGAAUUAGUAAAUAAAAAUAUAAUUUAACAGGCCCGUAGAGGGAAGAAUAAAAUAAAGCGAACCCGGGUUCCGGAUCUGGCGCGUGUGCCGUAGUUUGCCAAACCCUGAGAAAGACACACAUAAAUUGAUGUUUUGUAACUCCAGAGGCAGUAAUGUCUCCAGUCAGUCCAUGAAAUAGAGAUCAUUUGAUUUUUCAUUUCAUUCCUCACCAGAUUAUUAGAGAUGUCUUACUUCAGCUCACCAAUGCUGGCUAUCGCCGUCUUGUCAGUUCUACUAGUGCAUCAGAAAAUUGCAGUGUACGGAAAUGCAAUUUCAAAUCUGGUGACGCCUAUGGGUGUUACAUUAGAACAUCUGAGUGUGAACCACAAAAGAACGCAAGUUCAAUAUGUCACACAAACAUUUGAAAGACACCCGCCAAAUAAAUAUAAACAAGUAGAUUUUAAAAUGAAUCACAAUGCAGACCUACUGGAUAGUGAAAAUGACACAGAUGAUAGAAAUUAUACUUUUGUCUACCCUGACAAUAACUAUAAAUGUCCACCAUGUGUUUGUACCGACAGAAAGGAUGGAGUUUUAACAGCUUCGUGUAAUUUGGUGAACAUCUCGGAGGUUCCUCAAAAUCUAACCACUGGUAUAGAAAUUCUAACUGUCACUGAAUGUUCAAUUAUAGCAUUUGAUAUGAGCGAAUUCAAACUGUAUAGAAAUCUUAAAAGCGUGAUCAUUUCCAACAACACAGUGUUGAAUACCAUACGAAGAUCGUCGGGAUCUAACCCCACCUCGACUAUCCUCACAUUAUUCAUCGACAAAAACCACAUUGAAAUGGUGGAGAGCUACAGUUUCACAGACAUGUUGCGCCUUCAAACGCUAUCCCUGACUGAGAACCGCUUAAACAAAUUAACGGAAAACAUGUUUUCAGGACUCAGAAGUCUUAGGAGGUUAGAUGUUUCACGUAAUAACAUUCUCUUCGUUGAUAACAAGACAUUCGACGAUUUAAACAGUUUACUCAUCCUCGAUAUAAGUGGCAAUCUACUUCAGGUCAACAAUCCCCAACUUCUGCCCCCAAGUGCAUUUCUGAACAUCAACCAAUUAGAAGAACUUUAUAUUCAAGGCAAUUGUGAGCGUGAUCUCUUGUUAUGUAGCUUUCCACAGCUAGUGAUACAACCGUUGAAAAGAUUGAGAGUUCUUGCCAUUGACGUACAUAAUGAAAACGGCAUAGGACCUGAAAGUACGACACUUUUAAACCUACACACGUUGAUUAUUGAUUCAAAUUCGUUUUGCACUACGCGAAUGAUUAAUGAGACAUUCUUUGACCAAACUCCCAACUUAGUAUCUUUAACAAUACAAAACUGCCCGUUGGUUAGCAUUCUGCCAAAGGCGUAUUCGAAGCUUUUACACUUAGAGAACCUAACGAUCAAAGCUGUGCCGCCAGAUUACAAUCUCUGCCUAGCUUUAAGCGACAUCCAAGGUUUACAGAAUGCUUCUCUUAAGUAUCUCUCACUCUCAGGUGUGAAUAAAUAUGACUGUGCUUGUAGGAAGCUUGACGUUGGGCAAGGCAAGUACUUUAAGCAACACAACUUGAUCGAACUUGAUCUUUCGUGGAACAAUAUUAUAACCAUUAUACCAGGGUUUACUGCGAUGUUACCGAAAAGUUUAAAAAAGAUUGAUCUAAGUGGGAAUGACUUAUCUGCCGGCGUGCUCUACAGACCACUAAGAUUUCCAGAUGAACUUACGGAGCUAAAUCUAAGCUACGAAACGUAUCAGUAUACAAGCCAAUGUUCGGCAAAGGACGUCGAAAGAGAUGACAAAAGCAUGAAUGACAACUACAGUCGUUUAGAUGACGUUGAUUUCUCUGAAAAGCCAUAUGACGAUAAAUAUAUCUACGCAUCAAACAUGUCCCGGAAGUCCUUUGAAUUCAAUACCAUGGAGCAGGAACAACCUCAAAAUGGACGUUUUCAGUUUGUUAAUCCACUUUAUUUUCAUUUCCCAAUUAAUGUAAAAAUUUGGAAUGCCAUAAAAUUCCCACAAUUCGGUACACUUGUCCUAAGACGUGUUUACGAGCAGAAUUCUUCCUUAACAAAAAUACAUUUUUCUGGAGGUUUUUUUGAGACGUGGGGAACAUCCCACAUGCUGUCUAGAAUAAAACAUGCAGACUUGAGCAAUAAUUUCUGUACAGACAUGAGUACGAAAUUUUUGACUAAAAACAACAGUCUAGAGCAUUUGUCUGCUGCUAACAAUUACCUGGGGAAUGUCUUCUCCAACGAUUCCCAAGGUUUGUUAUUUGGAAAAGCCAAGAGACUUAAGUACUUAGACAUCUCAAAAAAUCUCAUCAACGAAAUACCAAAGAAGUUUUUCAAGGGUUUGGUCAAACUUCAAACGUUGAUAACUACCGAUAAUAAGCUAGAACAGCUACAUAGCAGUUUCUCUCAUAUGAAGGACUUGACGUUGAUUGACUUCAGUAGAAACUCUAUCACUUGGAUGAGUAGGAACACACGUGACGACCUUGACCUAAUUGCCAUGGGUCACGAAGUGUACUUGGAUCUGACCUCCAACCCUCUGCCCUGUACGUGUAGUGGAAUAGAAUUGAUGCAAUGGCUGGCCACUACCAAUGUUUUUCUUUUGAACAGAGAUUUCCUUGUGUGCGUCAAUGAAACAAAUGAAAUACAAGAAAUCGGAGAUGUCGGUGAGAUGGUUCAAAUUUUAAAACGGCGGUGUACUUCUAAAAAUGCCUUGAUAGUAACAUGUGUAUUUGUCAUUAGUUCUUUCAGUAUCGUAUUAACAGCUUCGAUGAUGUAUCGAUACCGCUGGUGGUUGCGAUAUUUACUGAAUGUGGCUUUGGCUAAAUUGUUUGGUAAAAAGUUAUCAGACAAUACAAAUACUUUCCAAUUCGAUGCUUAUAUUUUAUGCACAGAUGAGACUCGAUUUUUUGUACUUCGUGAUUGUGUCCGUGAACUAGAAACAAAUAGAGGCCAUCGACUUUGCAUUGAGGAGAGAGAUUUUUUACCUGGUACUUACAUGCCGUCUGAUAUUCUGAGUGGAGUACGGAACAGUGCCGCGACUGUUGCUAUGGUAACGCCGGAGUUUUAUGAAGAUGACCUAUCAGAAUACCGUAUUAAGAUGGCACUGAUGGAGGAACGCUCGGCAAGGCGGACUUUACUUUACGUGUGUAUGUGCGAACCUACUCGUGAUGAAGAUUUAUCUGACGAUCUCUUGACUUUAUUGAGAAACAAUCGCUACAUCGAAUGCCCGCCCCUAGAUGAAACUAUUGCUAAUGUUGGCAAAGAAUACUGGGAUCAGUUCUCACUUUUAAUAGGGCGAUCUGUGUGGAAAGGUAUGGUUAAGCAAACCUAAUGUGUAGAAGAAGGUAGCUAUGAUAAUGCAAUAAUAGGAUCUAAGAUAAUGUAUUUACAAUGUGCAAGUGAUACUGAAAGGUACAUUAACAACAUGCUAUAAUCCAUUAAGAAACAAAAGUAAUCUCUUAUAUAUAUUUUGCUUGUGAUGUGACAGCUUCCUUUUCCUGAGAGCGCGAAAUAUAUAAUUCCAUGAUAAGUACGCUAAAUGAUUUAAAAAAAAAAAAAUAACGCACCGUCGUUUGGUACGCAUAUUUUCUUUUUGGAAAUGUAAUCGUCUAAAUAUGGUGUUAUAAAUAUUCGGUUUAAAAGUGAUUGGGACCACAGAAUAUUUAAUAUUCAAGUUUAUGGGCGUUAAAUAAAUCUAUGCAGUGACGUAUCAUGGAGGUGUAGCGAAAAUUGGGAUUCUUAAAUGUGCGUUACUUGAGUUCAUGGUUUGUCAAGUAACUGUAAUAGAUGGGAAGUUCACGCAUUGCUGUCGCCAACUAUUACACAUAUAUUCCACUUCAUAUAAAAAGACAGAUAAUAUGGUCAUAGACUUGUAUGAAAAGAAGCAGAUGAAAGUCGUGAGCGAAGGGAAACUAUGACUUAAUAAAUCACUAAAUGAACAAAAAACAACAACGUUUCAAUGUUUGUAAAUAGUCAGCUCUCAUAAUAUUAAAAGUGUAAUUUUGUUUUCCCAAAAUGUGUGAACCAAUUUUUUAAUUUGUUGCGAUUUUUGUUUACUUCGGUUAAUACAGUUUAGAACAAUAAUAAUAAUAAUAAUAAUAGAAUCACGUGCCCCCAAAAUAGGGACGGCAAGGUGUCCAGCAGAAGGAAAACAUUUUAGGCAGUUGGUUUACUAAUGUACUUACUUAAUUUUACUUUAGAGUAAACCUAUUCUGU